AUGACCCUUCUCACCCCAGUGACUCCGCGCACUGGUCGUGGCUGUUCAGCCCCGAGGAACGCAGCAGAAAGGGAAGAAAGUCGGCUUUCACCCAGCCCUUAACAAACAAGACGAACAAAAUAACAGCGGAUAAUGCGGAACCUUUUCUGCGACCUUCUCAUUUUGGGACCGGCCAGCUGAUUUCAUGAGUUCGAUCUGGGACGAGGAAUUAGAAGGGGUGGAGGACGUAAUUGAACCACGCUAAAGUUUGACAUGUUGUGGAGCCGGUUCCACGGCAGUGCGCUUUGACGAGCCGUCUCUCAAGCGGUUGCACUCCGACUGAAUGCCAGCGAGAGAGAAUAAAUCAAGAUGCUGAAGGGUGAGGGGGGAGCCCUGCGGAAGGCGGGCUCCGAGGGUUGCCUGCUCGACUGCCAGACCUCGCCGUGGCCCCGGCGACUGCUGCAGCGGCGCAAGCACCCAUCGGCCGGGUGUGCGGUGGCUGUGACCGCCGAGGCGGGGACUGGGUCUGGGGCCGUGACGGCGACCCAAGCGGGUCCGGAGCGGCCGGUGGUGAUUCCCGAGGUGCGCAUCCAGCGGGACUACAGCCUCAGCGUGGACACCUUGCACCAGCUGGUGGCUGGCAGCCCGGAGGAGUCGGACAUCGAGCGGAGCAGCGAGAGCUUGGGUCCGCCCUGCGGCCUGGGCGUAGCCGAGCCCAGCAUGUGGCGGACCUACAGCGACGGCAACCUGUCCCGGGCCGGCGGCGAGAGCCGGCCGUUCGCCUCCGGACACCACCUUGGCAGCAAGCAGAAGGCGGAGAGUGGUUGGAGUCUCCCUUCCCCGAAGACGCUGCGCAAGGAGCGAGUGUUGGGCCGAGUGGCCGCGGCCAAGGAGCACCUGCGCUCCCUCUUCACCGGAUCCCGUAAGCACCUGGCCUCCAGCUUGGAGUCGGACCUCGGACUUGACGCCUCCGAGAGCGACAGCCGGAGCCGGUGGAGGAAUCCCUUGGCGAGCCGUUUGGGCUUCUGGCAAAGGAGGAAUGACUCAGCAGGGCUGAGUGAGUUGGACUCCCUAAGGCCGACUGUGGAGGAGGCUCGGCAGUGGGCCAGGUCCCUGGACACACUUCUCUCAAAUAGAUACGGGCUUCUGGCAUUCAAGGGCUUCCUGCACACCGAGUUCAGUGAGGAGAACCUCGACUUCUGGCAGGCCUGCGAGGACUACAGGAACACCAAGUCCUUGGGCAAACUUGCCUCCAAGGCCAGGAAGAUCUUCGCCGAGUUCAUCACCACCCACGCUCCCCGAGAGGUCAACCUGGACUCCUUCACGCGGGAUGCCACCACAGUCAGCGUCCUGAGCCCCAGUCGCUCAACCUUCGACCUGGCCCAGAAGCGGAUCUACAGCCUGAUGGAGACGGACUCCUAUCCUCGCUUCCUGCGCUCCGAGCUUUACCAGAAGCUGGCGAACCCCAGGCAGCUGAACGGCCUGGCAUAGGCAGAGUCAGUGGGUGGGUUGGGGGUGGGGGUGGUCAUGGCUGGCCGGGACUGGAGGCCCCAACUCCUGACCCCAGCUUGAGAUUCAUUUAUUUAUUGAUUGAAACGUACAGUAAAAUGCAUCAUUUGCAUUAAUAAUUGACACAACUAAGAUUGUGCUGGGGGCAGCCCGUAAGUAUCUCCAUACAUUCUGGUGUCAACGUAGCACGUCCCAACGUCCUGCAGACCAACACAGGCAGCAACAACAGCAGCAGGAACAAUGGCAGCAAGACAGUCCCCUUCCUUCCCUCUCACCCACUCACACAAUCCUCCAACCCCAGGACGGACACCUCCGGGCCUCCGCCCAGUUCCUUGACUCUCAGACAAGAGGCUGCUGUCCUCCAGUCACUGGCCCAGACUCGCAGAGAUCAAACCUCAGACCUCCAGACAUGCCGACUCAGGAGCUUUGACCACUGGGCCCGCCGUCUCUGGUCUUCGAACUUUGAAUUUCGAGCUCUGUGCUCACCGAACCUCAGGACUCGCCAGUUGUGGGAGUUUGAUCUCCGGACUCUCAUGGACCUCUGACUCCAGGACUCACCCACCUUGGGGAAUCACUGUCUUCGUUCUCAGCUCCUGCCAACCUGACCAGCCAGUGUUGCUGGCACUCUGACCUAGACCUUGAUCAAUGGCUCCUCCUGCCAACUCUUCGUUUACUACCCCUGACCUCUAAUUCCCUCCCAUCCCUGUUCCUAAACCCUAAUCUGACCCCAAACUCCCCACUCAGUUUCCACAACCUUCCCUAUGCACCUAAAAAUCAAUGUCUGAGGCACAGCGUUGACAGACCACUUCCAGAUCUUGUAUGGAACAUACCCCAAUCCCACUACUCACCCACCAAGACCACCCUCUGAUUCAUUGGAGCAUCUUCAUCCCCUCACAUGACGAUCUGGGAUUUCUGAUGGUGGAAGGGAGAGCGGAGGGAACGCAAUGCCUCACUGGACUGAAGUGUGACUUACUUAUUGUUUAGUGGAAUGGGAGAGAGCGAAUACCUCCUGUCUCAGAGAGAUGGAGGGUGUUUGGUUAUCUGUAAACCAAGGUAACAAAUGAGGCCAAUAUGGACAUGUUGUUGAGUUCCCUAUGCGUGGACUGGAGACUCUCUGAAACGCAAAUACUACUGGUUGAUUGACACAUAUGAUGGGCUGAAGGGCCUGUUUCUCUUCUAUAUGACUCUCAUCACCAUCCUGAGAUGUUCCUCCUCCAAGCUUGCAACCAAGAAUUCCAGAACCAAGAACUCUCUGUGAAUGCUCCGAUCUUUCAAGAUGGCUUAGAGUGCUUCCUGAGGUUCCCCCCCACCCCCCACCCCGUUCCUUUCCCAGACAGCAUCUUCUUCAGGGAGAACUCGGAGAAUAUUCUGGAGAGUGUAAGUAUUAACAAGACGGAGGUGAUUUUUGUCUCAGAAAGAAUAAAAAGAGGAUAAAUUCUCAAUGGCUGGAAGAGAUCCAACCCCAGAGAAACAUCCCAGAUCUAUUUCGGGGAGAACAUUGAACACAGAAUACUACCGCACAGUACGGCAAUUCAAGAUUGGUCAGUAUGGCAUUGUGGGCAUCACUGAGUCUUAGUUGGGAGCUUAACAUCGAAGGAUAUACUUUGUUUUGAAGGGACAGGCAGGAAGGCGUGGGCAGUGGUGUGGCUCUGUUGGUAACAGAUGUAAUUCCACCUGUACAAAGAAGUGACACAGGGUCAGAGACUGUUGAAUCUUUGUGGGUGGGGUUAAGAAAUUGCAAGGGUAAAAAAUCAGCAUGGGAAUUGUUACGAACUAUAAUGUUUUAGAAACGAACGAGCAGCAAUAGAUUAGACCUGAAGUCUGGUUUUGAUGAUAAAACUACUUAUAAUAUAGUAACUUAAACAAAGAUAAACAGAAGUUAACAGUGUUAUGUGUAUAUAUGUGU
This is a messenger RNA of Hypanus sabinus (Atlantic stingray), 3394 nucleotides long. RefSeq names its product regulator of G-protein signaling 3-like. The record is from RefSeq and is a predicted model, not a curated record. The transcript is spliced from 8 exons. Lineage: Eukaryota; Metazoa; Chordata; Chondrichthyes; Myliobatiformes; Dasyatidae. The coding region runs from base 349 to 1470 and encodes 373 amino acids.